AUAGAUAGGCAUCUGUUGUGUUAUUUCUCAUAAUAUUGAGAAUGGCGCUCCUGGUGGCCAAUAUAAUGGUUAAAUCAUCAGCAGGUUUAAAAAUCGUGGAUCGUGGAUGUUAUUAUGGCACUUUGGUAGUGUUAGUACUUGUUUGUUUUGUCAACAUUACGAUCAAAGCAUUAUUUAAGAUUUGUAAGAUUAUCAAAUACUAAAAGUCUAUGACAGUCCCCAGAAACUUCAACCUCGGAUCUCAAAUGAUGUCAUAGUUUCAAUCACCAUAAUCUUAACAUAGUUAAUAAUUAGGGUUGUCUAUACUAUGCAUUAAAUAAGAAUUAUUUGACAAUUGACAUUUUAUGUAGGUAUUUCAUAUUUUAACAUUUAUUCAUUCAAUAUGAGUCGUGGAGGGAAAUCGAAAAAUGCCUACCUUCCUGGGGAGUUGGUGGCGUUGGGUUCUAAAAGUAGCCGCGUCGAACCGAAUCCACAAGAAAAACGUGGUAGUAAUAUUUUAUUACAUAGAAAGCUGAUGGAAUCUGGUGAGUUCUUGAUUGAUAUUUUAUUAGUAGGUAUUGGAUACUUAUAACAAUGAUACAAUUGCAAUAUACCUGACACCGUUUUUAGAUACAGAACGUAAUGAAGAAUAUAUUGGUUGUACAAUGAUAUUUAUUUAUUUAUUUUUUUAUCUGUGAUCAACCAGAAAUCUUGCUCAGAUUUUCAAGUGUAGUACCUUUUCUGAAAAGAAAUUUUUUAUCUGAGCUGUAUUAUAGUGUGGUCAUUUUUUGAUUUGCCAAGAAGUUUUCAUAAUAAAUGUGAAAAACAAAAAAUACACUUACAUUUAUAAAAAAAACUUCACUCCUAAUCAUUUUUCAUUAGCUUACAAACAUAAAUUAAAUUACUCUCUAAUCCUACCUAACUCCUAAAUCCUAACUUCUCACCUACCACAGUGACCAACCCAUUGUGCAUUUUUUUUUAUUAUUUAUGUUCAUUUGGUAUGUAAUAGAUAUAAUUUAAUGCAUUUAAUUUAAGACUACAAUUUGAUAUUUUUUGAUACAUUCUCAUUCUGGAUUUUAGUUGUAAUGUAAAUAGUAAAGUUUAUAUACCUGAAUUUAUAAAUUAUUAUUAAUAUUGAUUUUAUUAGUUUGUGAAUACUUCUGGAUUUUGAUUUUACUUUAUUUUAUUUUUAUUUUUGAUGUAUACAUAGAUAGGUACAUAUAGUAUAUAUAUAAAAAAAGAUUAAAACACAAGUAUCUAUAUAGUAUGAUAUAUAACACUUUAUAUUAUAUCCAUAAUUAAAAUAAGCAGCAAUCCAAUGGCAAAAAUUUAAAUGUUUAUUUAUUUUUUGAAUUUUUUUUUUGUUACCGUGUUAUUCUGUAUAACUUGUUAUCCUGUAAAAUACUCUUGGUAGAAUCUCUAACUGCGAAUUAUAUUUUAACUUAAAGGUGAAAUAUGACUGAAUUUGAACUGCAUUACAGUACACUAAUGACCCAAAUUAAACUUAGUCUAAAUGUAAAUUAGACUUAUAUUUUAUUAAUCUUAUGUUUUGAAACUUGUUAUUAUAAAAUUAUAAAAAUAUAUUCUGUACUAAAUUAAAGAAAUAUAUGAGAUGGUAGAAUGGUCAUUUAAUUAAUUUUAUUAGAUUAAUGUAAUAACCAGUACAUUGUUAAACAGGUAACAUUAAUCAAACAUUAUUUUAACAGACUAUACAAAAAUGUAUUGUUAUUGUUUUAUCAUCAAAUGCUAUUUUUAGAUGCAUUAAUGUAAAGUUAUAUACAAUUAUUAAUUAUAUUAAUAUUUUUUAAUCAUUUUAAAUUUAGAUAGAAAACGUGCUGGACCUCCUUUAGCAGUGCCUAUUGUUAGUAAAAAGCCUAAACAUCAUGGAGGCUCUAGUCAUAGUUCAUUUGCUUGGGAACAGAUGUGUAUUGAAGUUGAUACCAUUGAUUUGAUUGAUGCAUUGAACUAUUCCAUUCAAAAUCAAGAAAAUUUAAAAGCUGUAGGUUUACAAAUUUAAAAUUAUUUCUGUAUAGUAAAUUGGUUAAUUUGUAAACUGAUAUUUAGUAGUGUAAAUUUUAGUUUUUCCUUUAAAUUAAAUUAAUUUAUUUUUUAUAUUUGCUAUAGAACUUAAUUUUUUUAAACCUAAUCAUGAACUAUAAGGUUUAUUUUUUUAAAUAUUAAACAGUCUUAUCCAUCUAUAAUUUUUAAUCAUUAUGUUUGAUUGUAUUUUUUAGAUCGGAAUACUUCUUGGAGCUUUUAGAAUUAUGCAUACUCAACGAAUAAAACCAGAUUUGUUUUGGAGUCUAUCAGUUGCUUCUCGUCAAUUUCCUACAUUAUUUCAUAAUGAAGAAAUUAUUAAUGCAUUAUGCUCUAUCCUAACAUGUCAUUCAAUUGCUUCUACUAAACAGCGGCAUUACAAUAUAGUGUCUGCAAUAACAUCUGUUAACUUAUUAUUGGCUUCACAUGAUAAAUUAAAUAAUUGGCCUGAAGCAUUUGUUAAGGUAUGAUACAUAUAUAUAUAUAUAUAUAUAUGUAUAUAUGAUUAUUAUGGGUUAAACAAAUAUAUAUUUAUUAAUUAUUCACGUAUUUCAAGGUUUUUAUUGAAGAUUCAAUGGGCGAACGUUUAUGGGUAGAUAAUGAAGAGUGUCGAUAUUUUAUUGAAAACAUAAAAGUCAGUUUUAAUACUCGUCCUUUACCUUUUAUUCCUAUUGAUUAUUUGGAUACAACGAGUACAACAGAAGCUGUGUUACCUUCUCCAGAACCUAAUGAAAUAUCUAUUAUGUCAAGAUAUGGAGCAAAUCAAUUGACAAUUGAUAAUUUAAUUUUAGAUGUUGCUAAAGAAUAUUUAGUCCGAAAACAAUCUACUGAAGGGAUAUCCAGGAAUUUGCUUAAAUUAUUAUCUGCAGCUGCUGGAAUUUUAGAAGUUAGUUUAAAUUGAAAAAAAAUAAAUAAAUUACUAUUAAAAUUAAAAUUUUAGAUUCGAGUGAUGGUUGCUGGUAAAUUAGAGGUCUGGUUACAAAAUGCUAAACUUGUUCGGCCAGCUCAAGAAUUACUUUUAGCUAUUUGUGUUAACUGUACUUCCCGCAGUCAAAGAGACUUUGAUGUUAUAUCUACUAUUGUCAAAAUGAGAUUAAAAACAAAAUCUAUAGGCAACUUUUAUAUAUCAUGCAUCAAGUAAGUAUUUCCAAGCCUACAAUUUAAAUUAAGGAAUUAACUAAAAUGUAGUAUAAACACUAAUAAAUUUGCAUAGGUAUAUUUUAUUUUACAACUGAAAAGUCUAAUAUUUCUAAUAUUAUUCGAAAAUUCAAUCAAUAAUAGUUUAAUAUUAUUAUUUAUAAAUUAUGAUUUUAAAAUAUACAUGCUUUAUGUAUUUGAAUGCAUAUACAUAAAUUAACUCCCAAAGUAAAAAUAAUUUUUAUUCAAUUUUUUUUUCUCAAUAAAUAUUUAAAAAAAUUACUUAGUUUAAGUAUUUUAUAUGCAUUAAUGUGUAUUUAUCUUGUAUGAACAAUUGGAAUUAAUAAUAAAAUCUGUUUCCUUAUUAUAAUUUAUAAUCGUCUAAUAAGAAUUUAAAUUAAAGAACAAAUAAACUUUUGGCAUUGCAUAAUCUUAGUGAAUACUAAUAUUAAAUCCUUUUUGGCAACAAUAACACAAAAUGUAUAUUAUAUAUCUUUUAGAGAACUAAUUACAGCAAAUUCAUAUAAUUUACCAGUAAUUUUGAAAAAUGUUGUUUAUAAUGAAAUGUCUACAUCACGGAAUACAAGUAAUAUGGCAAUUUUUCAAGUUAUUUUUAAAUCCGAGCCAGAUCAAAGUGCACUACUUUUAGCUGACAUUUUUCAAGUUUGCUUUUUUAAAUAGUUUUUACAUUUUGAAUAAUUUUCUUAACUGAUAAUUUCAAUUCAUAUUUAGGAAUUAUUAAUAUUACGCGAUGACUAUUUAAGGCCAUUACGUGGACUUCUACGGGAAAUUUCACGUCAAGUUCGUUCUGAUUUUAACUUUUUGACCUUUUCUCAAGGACUCAUGGGUACCAAAGAUCUAUUAAAUCAAACUCCUGAAGUUAAGGAUAGAGUUUUUGCUGGAGUCGUAGACCUUUUAACACUGUGUAUAUUUCUAACUGUUUAUCCAUAUAUACGUUCUGAGAGAAAAGAUAUUUUACAGGUAUUUAAAUAAAAAUAUUUGAAAAAUAGUUUUAUUUAUCAUUUUCUUAAAUAUAAAAAUAACAUAAUGUUUAUUUUAUAGUUUGAAAAAGUACAACAUAUUAUAUCAAAAAUUCAAAAAAAAGGAGUUGUAUGGCUUCAAGAAAUGGCUAUAAGAAUCUAUCGACCUUCACCAACUGAUUUUGUUCAUGCACUACAUAAAGUAUACAUUUUAAUUUGUAUUUUUAUAAAUUCUACAAAUUUAAUAUUAACAAUAAUUUUUAUAUUAAUAAUUUGUUGUCGUUAGAUAUUAUUAAUGGAAUCAUCUGAGCAUUAUUAUAAAUUAGAAAGUUGGCCUCCAGAACAGGAUAGAGGUAUUAUAUUUAGAACUGCUACAGAAGUGCCAUUGUUACAAGGUACAGUUAUGACAAUACUUAAGAUUGGAUUGUCAAAAGAACAUCCUUUAAAUUCUCCAGAUGCUUUAGAGUUAGUAGAUCAAUUAGUGAAGCGUGCUGCUUCAUUACAAGUAUACCAAAAUUUUAACACAAUUAAAGGUAAUAGUCAAUAAAAAAUAUAUUUAAAAUUAAUCUAAUUUUAAUUUUAUUUUGUACACAAAUUUUAGCUGACAAAUGUGAAUUGUUUGAAAUAUUAUUAAAUUCAUGUGCAUAUCAUCAUCCAGAUAAAAUUGAAUUGCCACUAGGCUAUACACCACCACAAUUAGCAAUAUCUAACUUGUACUGGAAAACAUGGUUAAUAAUGUUAAUAUAUUGUGCUCAUAUACCUUCAGUUUUUGGAACUCUGGCCUGUAGAAAAUAUCCUAUGUUGAGAAUAUUUAUCGAGAUGUGUAUAACCAACAAUUUUUCUUUUCCUACAUUCUUGGAAGAUCUUCAGUUACAAUCAGUUGAAAAACAAAAGAUACUUGAAUUUGAAUCUUAUUUAGCUGCAGCUUCUACAAAAAUUACAAUUACCGAACAGACAAGCUUAUUGUUGAGUCAACUUAUGGGUAUGGAUCCUAUUGGUCCACCUAGGCGUCCACCAACUUCUAUUUUGGAUCAACUGAGAGUCAUGAAUACAAACUUUCGUAUUGGACACUUAUUAUGCAGGUCAAGAGAUCCAGAUUUUCUUUUAGAUAUUAUUCAACGCCAAGGUACCUCACAAUCAAUGCCUUGGCUUAAUGAUUUAGUAAAUUCAUCAGAAGGAUCAUUAAAGUAAAUAUUUACACAUUUAUAUUAUUUAUAGCUAAGUAUAAGAGAUAAUUUUCUAUUAUAAACUAUACUCCGGCCCACAAAAGUACAUUGCUACGUCCCAACCUUGUAUAAACACUUCCAUCUCAAACUCGCAAACCAUCAAAAUCCCCAUAUCUGGGAACUCUUCUCUUAAUAUUCCUGGUGACCCUGGUAGGGAUUUGAAAUGUAACCAGUAUUGAGACCUACUUGCUGAUUUACUACAGUCAAACACAUCAUGAAGUUCUAUUAAUGAAUUGUGUUUUUUAUCAAGUCCAUUUACUUACAAUUUUAAGAUGUAAACUAUAAUUAUUCUAGUCAUCUAAUGUUGAAAGUAUUGUUAAAUAUAUAUAUGUAUAAAAAUAUCAAACAAUAUUGAAAGUCACAAAUGAAGUUUAAUGUUUUUUAUUUUUUGUGUCUUAAAUUUAGAAAUAUCUUGGAAUACAUUUUUAAAUUAACUAAAGUUGUUAAAUAAUUUUGUUUCUAGUAAUUUACCAGUUAAAUGUUUGUGCGAAUUUUUAUUAAGUCCAAGUUGUCGACAACAAGGUAAAUUUAAUCAAUUACUGAAUCAUCUGAGAAAGUUGUUAAUGCAUCCAGAAACUGAUCCUACAAUAAGUUGUGAAGUUUUAGAACACUUUUUGAAGCGUCUAAGUUCUCCUACUAGUAGACAACAUGCCAUUUCGGUAAGUUAAGUAACACAGUUAUUAAAAAGUGAGAUCAACAUAAAUUGAAUGUGAUUUAUUUUAUUUAUAUUUUAAAAAUGUUACAUACUUUUUUUUUUAUAUUUAAAUUUGUUAAAAAAACAAAAACUAAGUAACAAUUAGUGGUAAAAAUUUAUGUCUACACAACUUUUAUUAUUUCCAGAAUAAGCUUUUUCUUUUUCAUUAUCUUCUGUAUAAACCCUAAUUAUUCAAUUUAAAUUAUCAAAUAAAUUUCUUGUCAUUUCCAACUGGCAAAAUCAUGCCAAUUGUUUUCCAUUCUCAAAUUUUUCACAUUGCUCAAUUCUUAAUUCUUCCACUUCAUACGUGGUCAACUCAAAGGAUCUUUCUUAAAAUUGAUUUUAUUGAGAUUUCCAUAAUGUCUUGUUUCACAUUCAUUCAUAACUAUUAUACAGUAAAACAGAAUCUUUAAAUUUCUUUAUAACACCUUUAUCCUUUGUAAUUUAAAUAAGUACCUAUUCCAUAAUUAAAUUAUUAUCUUUAUUUAAACUAAUUUCUCAUUGUUUUGUAUCAAAACCAAAUCAAAAUACUUUUUCACUUUCUUGAACAUGUAGGCACCCACCAUUAGACAUGUGUGUGUGAUCUGAAAUUUGUCAUUACCAUUUUAGCUCCAUUUAUCUCCUACUGCAUGUAGUAGUUUUUUUGUCUAUUCUAUAAGACUUCUAAUCUUAAAUCUCAGCUUGUUAAUUCUAAUCUUGUCUAAAAAAUAACUUUAUCAUAUACAUAAACCAAUACUCCAAACAUUGGGUUGACAAUUCAUAAUAUAUGGCUGUCACAAGCUACUUUCUGUAAUGAUUUGUUGAAUAAUAUAUGAAGACUAAAUCCUCUUGUUUAUAUCCACUUUAUCAUCACUUGAGUUCCUCGUGAUAUUAUAUUGCCGAUUUUAAUCUUGAUAUCUGUAUAAAGAAUACUUGUCGUUAAAUUUAAAUGGUUAAUUUUUGAUUAGUAACUAAGCUUUCAAAUUUUGAUUUGUAUUUUUAAUAAUAAAAUAUGCUUUAUAAAUAAUUUGGUAUUCUUCAUACAAUUAUUAUAUACACAUAAUAAAUAUAUUUAAUAAAAAAACUAAGGGCCAUAGAAGUUGGAAGUUAUUGUAAUUUGAUUAAUAAAAAUAUGAAAUUAUUAUGUUUGGUAACACCACUUAUAAAUAAUUUACUAAUUUAAUGGUAUUGUUAAUCUUAUUCUACAUAAUUUUAAUUAUUUAACUGUCUAAAGUUACUAUUUAUUAUGAUUUUUAAGGGUUUAAAAUUACUUUUAAAUGCCGCUGAUGAUAAGAUAAUUGAUGUUGAUAAAGUAAUUGAAUCAAAAAAUGAUGUUUCAUGGUUAUUAACCAGUUUACCACAACUUCCAAAUUUUCCUGCAUUUAAAUCUCAGGUGAGUUUUAUUAGCUGUUCAAUUUUAAUUUCAAAUAAUUUAUUUUUUAAUGAUCUUAUAAAUAUUUAAAAUAAAUUAUUUUAUAGAUAGUUAUUUUUUUGCGACAAGCAUGUCAAGUAGAAAAUGACCCACAUUUAAUAACAGCCUAUUUAACUUUUUUGGCUGAACGAACAUCUGAUGAAGACAGAGUGGAUAGUAUAACAAAUGAACAGCUUACUGAUAUGGUACUUGAUAUGGCACAAUUAAUUGUUGAAAGAAGUACAGUUAUGGCUGUAGUAUUACCCUUAUCAACAGAUACAGUUACAGUUUUUAAUGUUGCACUUGACUCUUUAGUCAACAUAUUUUAUACUUUUUUAUGCAGGGUAAAUAUACAUGGUAUAUAUGUAUGUAUAUUUGCUUAACAUAUAAAUUUGUAUUUCUAUUUUUUAUUGAUUGUAGGCUAGAGAACCUUUUCGUCAAAAUCAUCCUUGGUCAGAAAAUCAAGAUCAAAUUCUUGUAACAUGGCCUGGUGGUUCUGAGUGUACUUUACAUAUUCUAGUUGUACAUGCUAUGAUUAUAUUGUUGACUUAUGGUCCUCAGUGUAUUCACGAAUCAAUUAAAUUUGAUCAUUUGUUGGAAGCAUGGUUUCCAACAGAUAGGAAACAAAUGCCUAAAGUAAUUUAAUAUUUUAAUAUUUUUUCAUUGUUUAUUAAUUAUAAACAAUUUCUGAUAGGCAUAUCUUAUUGAUACAUCUGAAGAAGCUCUACUUAUACCUGAUUGGCUUAAACUGCGUAUGAUCAGGUCUAGGGUUCCUAGACUUGUAGAAGAAGCAUUAACUGAUCUUGAACCACCCCAGCUAAUAUUAUUUAUUCAAUCAUUUGGUAUACCAGUUGCGUCAAUGAGGUGAAUUUAAUAUUUAAUGAAAUUUAAAAAAAAAUUUCAGUAAAAAAAUUAAUAAUUUACUUAAACAGCAAAUUAUUGGAAAUAUUGGAUAAAGCUGUGUGCCAUGAUUCAGAAGCCAUUAAAGCAGCUGUUAUGGAUAAAGCAUAUAUGGUGCAACUUGUUCAAGUACAACAGAGACGUGGUGCUCAAGGAGGUCAAAUAUUUUCAUCGGUAUUAACUUUAAACGAAGAACCAAUGGUAUUAUAUGUAGAGGAUAAAGUUCAAUCAUCAGAUAAAAUACAAUUACCAAAAAAAGGUAUCUUAUUCAAUAAAAUAUACUUCAUAAAUUAUAUCUUAAAUCUUAAUAUUAAUAUCAUAUUUCAGUGAAGCCAAAGCCUUUAAUAGAAACUAGUAAGAAUUUAAAUGUUGAUUUAAUCAUUAGGAAAAUGUUUACUUCAAAAAUGGAGGGUGAUGAAUUCUUAUCUAUAUUACAGGUGAAUAAAAUAAUAAUAUGUUGUUUAACUUGAAAUGUAAUUUAAUUUAUUUUUUGCAGUUAUUAUCACAAGACACAAAAAAAAGAGGUCUACAAUUUAUGUUAAAAUUCUUAAAAGAUAUAUCAAAAAGUAAAGAAUUUUUAUGCUGUAUUGUAGCAAAAGAAAAUGUAUCUUGCCAUUUAUUGAAAGUGUUAAUGAUGAAGUUUGGCUAUAAUGAACUAUUGAUGUGUAUUGUUAAAUUAAUGUUUACUCAAGUUAAUGGGAAAAAAAACUUGUAUAUGACCAUCACAAAUUAUUUAAAUAAAUAUGGUUUGUUUAUAUUUUUUUUGUCUUUGGUGUUAAAUUAAAACAUUGGGUUUAUAUUGUGUAAUUAUAAUUUUGAUUUAGAGUUAACUAAGCAAAAUGUGCCUCAGAAAAUAAAAAAAGAUUACAAAACAAAUGCUAUGGAAAUAGAUAUGUCAAAAGGUCAAAAGCGUUCACUUUUUGUUGAUCUACCAAAAGAAAUUGAAUUGAAAAUAUCAGAUUCAACAAUUGACCAACAAGUAUGAAUAUAUUAUUUUAAAAUUAUACGUUUAACUAUUAUCUAUUUUAUUAAUUUUCAGGUAAAUAUGUUGUUUUCAAAAACAGUUGAUGAGAGAUGGGAAUCUGUUAGAAAUUGCAGACCAUAUUUACUAACUUUAUUAAAUCAUCACAUGAAUUGGUCUUCACUGGAGUGUGUUUUAGACAUUAUAUUAGAGCUGAGUAAUGUUGAAAAGUUAGUUAUUAAAUAUUAAUUUAUUGUGAUUUUUAAUUAACAGUUAUAUUUUUUAUUUUUAACAUAUUAAUUAGUUUAUAUUUAAAUAAAACAUUAUUCGCUUACUUAAUUAAAUUGCAAAAGUAAAAAUUAAAACAUUUUUAACUACUUAUUAUUAUUUUAGAUUUGAGCCGUCUUCAGUUCUAGACUUAAUAUCAGCUAUCACCACAAACCCAAAAUUAUGGCAAGGCAGAGAAAUGAAUGCAUCUAAAAGUAGAUCAAGAGAAGGAUUAAUGUCAUUAAACAAUGAUCAAGUAAUAUUAUUUUUUUUAAAUAAUUGUGCUAACAUUUUUCAUUGAUCAAUUCAAUUUUCUGGGGAAAAAAUUGAGUAAAUAUGAAAAACGUGGUAGUGUUUUGAUUUAAGUUGUGUUCAAAUGGUUGUUAAUUAUAAAAUACCAACUUUUUUCCUUAUGAACGCAAGAAAAUGGUUCUAGAGUAAGCUUAAGAUAAAAAAAAGUCUGGCUUUGAUAAACUAAAAUAUUUGGCUUUUCUACAAAGAUACUUUUGAAUCAUUUUAAAUCAAAAUAGUCAAUGAAUGAAACAAAGAAGUUUAUAUUUCGCAAUAAAUAUUUGUGUUUUUUUAAAAGCUUACUGCAUUGCUGUUGUAUGUGAUUGAAGAGUGUAAAUUAAAACAUGAAGAUCCAAAUAUAACUUGGACAGAGCUAUCUGCAUUUAUGUCAACGAAGUUAUCAGUAAUAUUGAAAAAUUAUGUAGUAAGAAAUGAUUGUGUAAAAAUUUUCCACAAUAUUUAUAUGAAAUACAUCAAUAGGUAAUUUAAUUUAAAUUCAUCAGUAAAGUUUUGAAUAAUAGUAAUUAAUAAUUUUACUUAAUUAUUUAAUGGUUUUUCAGUUCAAAUAUUACAGUUUUCAAACAGAUUUUAAGUUUAGUGUAUACCAAUGAUCCAAAUAUCAUUAGUAAACUACAGUAUUAUGACAUGGAUGGUUUCUUAGAUCCAAUUAUUAUUAAAGGUAUACAUAAACAGUACAUUUAUAAUUUAUUAAAUAAUGUAAAUAAAUUGUUUUUAAAUCUGUUAGAAAGUGAAGGAUGUGUUUUGGAUUCAAUUUCGCAUACUGUUGUUUCAUCUAUUGUGUCCACUAAGAUUAAAAGAGACAAAGAAUUGAACAAAAAGAUUUAUGAUUAUGAAAUAUUAGCAAAGAGAUUAUGUACAACUCACCCUCUUCUUUUCCUAAGGUAAUAUUCCAAGUUUAUUUAAAUUUUAUUUAUUUAUUUAAAAAAAAAAAAAACAUUUAUAUUUUUAUAACAAGUAUUAAAAUUAAAAUUUAAUUACACCUUUAUUUAUUUUUAUUUUAGGGUAUUUGAACUUUUAUCAGCUCCAUUGCGUCGUUGUUGUUAUUUAGAAUUUAAAGCUAUGAAAUCUGGCCAUAUUUUGUUACUCAAUAAUAUUCUCGAUUUAAUAGAAAGUUUAGAGCCUACAGUGUACUUACCAUUUUAUACUGAUGCACUACAUAAACUGUUGGGCAUUUUUCUUACAAUUAUUAGUGUAAGAAUUUUAUUAUACUGUAUAGAAUGUAAUUUUUUUAUUAUUAUAAUUGUUUUUUUUAUAUAUUCAGAACAAUUUAAAUAAUGUGAGUACUUCAAGGAAAGAAUUUAAUACACUCUUAACAAAAUUUGGUAAUCGUGUACACAGUUAUAUGGCUGAAAAUUCACCAGAUGCUAUGGUGUUUAUUAAAUCAAACAUUAUUUGGUUUGGGUAAAUAUAAUUUUAUUAUCUAGCAUGAACAAAUAUAACUAAAUGUAUGCUUCUUUCCAGUAAUAUCAUUGAAAGAUACAAAGCUAUGGGAAAUUUGAAUUUAUUAAUAAGCCAAAAUGAUCAAGUGAUUGUUUUACAACCAACUAAUGAAAUAUCAAGCGAAUUGCCAUAUGAUAACUUCUUUAGUUGUUUUAAAGAUAUUGGUAAUUGAAUUAUAUUAUUUUUACUAUAUACAUUUAUUUAUAAACAUUUUAAACAAAUUUGAUUACUACGGGAUCAUUUAAUACUUCUAUUUAUAAGUUUUAAUUUUUUUUUUAAUAUUGUAUGCAACUCAAUCCAGCAAGUAAACUUUUGAUUUACCAACGGUAACCCAAAAAUUAAAAAAAAAAAAUUGUAUUCUAUUAAUGUAUUUAUUUUAUUAAUAUUUUUGGGGGGGUAUAAAUAAAACUGUUUAAUGUAUUAUUUUUGGAAUUUUAAAAUUAUUUUCUUUUUUUUCAUGUAAUUUAUAUUUUACUUAUUAAUAAUAAUGUUUGAUAAGUAAUUAACCUUAUACAAGUUAAUCGUAAUAAAAUGAUACAUUCAUAUGUUGUAAAGAAAUAACAUUUUUAAAAGAUCAAUUGAUGGUUUGUGAUCAAAACAAUUGUCUUACUAAUGUCUUAUUGUUUUAUUUCAGAUUCUGCAAAUAAUUUAUUAGCAGACAUGGAACGUUCUGCAUAUCGAAGUAAUCGAGCUUUAGAACCAUUCUUAAAUAAAGUCACAUCUUUGAUCAGAAAUCCUAGUUCACAUUUACGUCUUCCAUCUCUUGGAUUAUUAUUGCAUUACUUACAGUUUAAUAAUAGUAAUUCUUCUACUAAUUCUGUGUUAAUACCAGCUAUACUAAGUGCUUUGUUGUCUGAUGAUGAUGAAGUUUCAAGUACAAUAAGAAACCAUAUUGAUUCAUUGUCUAUGUCAAGAGGUAAUUUUUUUGUAAAACUUGAAUUUAUAUCUGGGUUUUUUCUUUUGUUACCUGUCUUCUACUGACAAUUAUUACUCAACUUUUUUUUUGAUUUAUCUCCAAAUUAUUUUAAUAUUAAUUUUUGUUUUAUUUUUAGAAAUGGCAUUGUCUUUGUUACUGGAAACUUUUAAUGUUGGCAUAUAUAAGAGCCUGAACACAACUACUAUGAUAACAAAAACUAUUUCUACAAUGAAUUUACAAUCUGGAUGUUGAAUUUAUGUAGUGUAGAUAUAUUUUAAAAAUUUGCUGAACUAAAUAAACAAUUUAAAUUUUUUAAAUUUUGUGUAUAACCAUUCAUAUUAAAAUAAUAAAUACCAUUUACAAAACCUCACAGUAUCUAGAAAAAUACUGAACUAAUUCUGUUUAUAAUGUAAGUUAAAGAAAUAUAAAAACUCAAUUGAAUUUAUUAUAGAGAAGUAACUUGUUCUAGAACUACUUUUCUGAAUAUUAAAUCCAUACCCAAGUAAUAUUUUUAUUUUAUCAAAAAAAAAAUGUUUAAUUAUUUAUAUAUAUUUAUGUUUAUUGUAUAAUCAUAUUUGUUCAUUGUCAUUAUUUAGUUAGCAGUUAUAUAAAUUAUAAAAUAAAAUAAUUUGGCUUACACUUGAAAACCAAAUAGCAACAGUAUCAAUCUAAACUUUUACAAACUAAAAUAUUAAAUAUUCAGUAUUGUGUGUAAUCAUUAUUAAGCUUGUUUUAAUAGAAUAUUAUUUAUUUUGUAAGUUACUUAUGAGUUGGAAUGCUAUUUUAGUGUAUCUAUUAGAUUUAAAUUAUAGUUCAUCUUGCAUUAAAUAUGACAAUUUCCAUGAAUUAAGUAUAGGCACAUAUGCUAAUAUUGUUUCAUCCUACCAAUAUGCAAUCGGCUGUUGGAAAAUUCCAUAGGUUUUUACAAAUAUUAACUAUCUAAUUUCUGUUAAUUAUGCAUAAAUUAUUCUAUCGCAGAAAAAUAACUUAUUAUUUAAUUGUUUAACGGUAUGUAGAUCUGUUUAAGCCACACAUUGAUUAAUAUACAUAAUCAAUAUUCAUAGUAAUUUAACUUGCCAUUAUUAAAUAAGUUGAAAUUGAAUGUUGUAUACUCUAAUGAUGUAUAUCAAAAUUAAGCUCCAUACAAAAAAUAUAUUUUUUUUUUUUUUUUUACUGAAUCAUAACACAAAUUAUACAUUUUCAUAAAUAUUUAUUAUUUGUAUAGCUAUAUAAAUAUAUGUUCUACAGUUGGAAAUAUAUACUUAAUAUUAGUAAUAUAGUUAUAAGUUUAUUAAACAUAAUUUAAUGGUUAGUAAAUUAAAAUUAUUUAUGACAACAUAAUUUCUAAACAAUAAUCGGGUUUUCCAUGAAUUAAAUUUUAGUGAUAUAUUUUAUUUAUACAUUUUAAAUUGUAGGAUAAAUAAUAAAAUACUUGUUGACACACACAUGAUAUAUUUUAAGAUAUUAAUCAUAACAUAUUUUGAUUGUCAAAGUGAAAUAAUAAAAAUAAACAUAAUUGACUUAAUUGUUACAGGAUAAGGUAACUUAUGAUAGUAUGAAAUUAUGUAAUGUGAAUUAUAAUACAAUACAUAAUUAUUAUUUAACUAGUGUAUUAUAAUAUUUACCAGAAAUUAGUAUUUAGUUUGAAAACUGUGUUUAAAUAAAAUAUUUAUCAGACACAAACGCUUUACUUUUAUUGAAUAUUAAAAAAAGGAAAAUAUAACUGCAAAUUGUAUAAACUUUUAACAUUUAAGUUAAAUAAUAUGCAGCCAGUUUAUUAGUAAGUACAAUAUUUUAAUCACAAUAUUGAAAUGGCCCUGUAACGUUAUAUUUUAAUAUAUAUAUAUAUAUUAAGUGGCUUGGUGUAAUUAAGGCAAAUGUCAAAAAAAAAAAAAAAGUUUUUCAAUAAUUAUGGGCUUUAUGUUAGAUUUUUGGAAAUAUAUUUUUUUAUUAUUGUUCUGUGCACCAAGCCUUAGAUAUAUAUUAUGACAAAAGUAUGAAUAAUUGGUUUAAUCUUUCUUACACAAUAUUUUAAUUUUGAAUUUUGCCAAUACGCACUACUUAAAAGUAUUAGGCUGAUUACAUUAUGAAUGAAUUUUGUUGUUUAUGUUUUAGUAUUCGAAAUUAAAAAUGUAUGAUACGCAAAUGAUAAAGCAUUAAUUAGAAAAAUAUUUUGUAAUUAAAUUAAAUACAUACAUAUUAAUUCAUUAAGUAUUAUUCACUGUUUAUUGUAAUAAUUUAAAAAUAAUAUUUAGUAGACUAAUAUCUAAAAUUACAUUACGUUUGUUAAUGGUUUGUAUUUUAUGUAACUUAAUAUACCAAAGUAGUAAUUUGCAAAAAAAUAUUUAACUAACAUAAUGAAAAAUCGUUGGAAAAAUUAAAUGUUAGAAUUAAUAAAAUGUUUGAUCAUCAGUAAGUGUUAACAAAUUUUCAAAUUUAAAACAGGAACUAUUACCUUAAAAUAUUUUUUGUAGUAUAUGCAUGGAUUAAUUAUUGAUUUAAUAAAACAAACUAAAAAUGGCACAACACAUAUAUAUAUCUCAUACAAGUAUUCAACUUUCACGAAAAAAGGAUAACAAAAUAUGAUUUAAAACAUUUACCCCAUCUUCCCAAAAAGUUAGUUAUAAUUAUUUUGUAUUAAGAAAAAAAAAUAUUUAUAAUAAUCAUAGACAAUCAAUAAAUUACAAAAUUAUACAAAUCUUAAGAGCAUUACCAACAUUCAUACUUUUACUAAAACUUAUAAAUUUAUACUAAAAUAAGAUUACUAAUUUAAACUUAAGAAAAAAAAAAUAAAUUACACUUCUAUCUAACUACAGUAAUACAUUUUUUUGAGAUGAAUAAAUAUUGUUUUCAUUUUCCAUUCUAGAUUUUUUUUUAAAUAAUUAUAUUUGUGUGUAUUAAUGUGCGUUUUUUAAUAAAUAUUAUAAUUUAAGUAUUAAAAUUAAUAUUAAUUAUAUGAUAUAUUGCACCAGUAGUAUAUACUUAAAUAAUAGGUUUAAAACAAUAAUGAUAAUGAUACAUAUUAUAUGUGUAGUGUAUGUAUUCUUAUUUUUAUUUUAUUGCUAAAAUACUUUUGGAUGGCACUUAAAUUUAAAUAAAUUUACUUUUAUUGUAAAUAAAUGUUGUAUAUAGUGUAUUUAAUGUUGUAGGUAACUUUAUGGAAACUUCAUGAGUUUAACUAAACUAAGGAUAUUGUUAAGGAUGUGUCAUCAAUUAAGUAUUUAUUUCCACAUAUAUAAUUGAACUACUUAUUGGCCAAAUCUUGAAAUCUUACACAAAUUGUUGUCAUAAAACGUCUCAGCAUACCCUUAGCUCGAUUCUGCCAUUCAUUAAUUUUUUUUAUGUUCGAUUCAACUAUAAAAUAAUAAACUAAAAUAGUGAAAUUUUGUUUAAUAAUUAUAAGAAUUAAAUAUUUAAAUAAUCAUACAUAAAUGUGAUCCUCCAUUGCACUUGGUC
Messenger RNA from Cinara cedri, 15695 nucleotides. The record is from the annotation of a GenBank genome assembly. NCBI's taxonomy places the organism in Eukaryota, Metazoa, Arthropoda, Insecta, Hemiptera, Aphididae.